AUGAAGAGCAGCACUCUCUUGGCGAUUCUAGUUCUCCAGGCCCUUCUGGUGUCUGCAGCUGUGGCCAAAGGACAAGGGCCGAAGAAGCCGUGCUGCGCCGAGUGCACCAGCUGGUCGGGGGUCUACACCUGCGACGACCUCCUUACCAAGUGCGCCGCCACCUGCAAGACCUGCGUCCCCGUGUCCACGGACAAGGGCACCCGCUACAGGUGCCGCGACUUCCUCCCCGAAGGCUGCCCCUGCAAGACCAACUGA
Messenger RNA from Miscanthus lutarioriparius, 255 nucleotides. The record is from the annotation of a GenBank genome assembly. NCBI's taxonomy places the organism in Eukaryota, Viridiplantae, Streptophyta, Magnoliopsida, Poales, Poaceae.